Molecule: messenger RNA, 1307 nt
Organism: Periconia digitata
Lineage: Eukaryota; Fungi; Ascomycota; Dothideomycetes; Pleosporales; Periconiaceae
Source: the annotation of a GenBank genome assembly
CCUACAACAAUCAAUUCAUUCAAACUUCGACUGAAGCACCGUCGGUUCCUCAGUCUUUUCUCUUCCCUUUCUUCACAUGUAAUUCAUAUACCCCCUUUCUCUUCAUACACAUCGUUUUAAAACCAACCACUCCUCCCACCGAAAAAAACCCAAUCGCCGCUUACAUCCCAUCCCACCUCACCCAAACAAUGUCCACCCUCAUCCGCCCACCCCCCGUCAACACCUCCCAGUCCCCCAUCGAAAACCUCCUCGAGCUCACCCACCUCCACGACAUCGACCCCGACCUCUUCACAAACCGCCGCCCGCUAUGGCACCCGCCCGGCGCCCGUGGCAUCUACGGCGGCGCCGCCAUCGCCCAGACCCUCUCCGCCGCCCAGAAAACAGUCCCUAAAGAGUUCACUGUCCACUCCAUGCACUGCUACUUCGUCCUCGCCGGCAACUCAGACAUCCCCAUCAUCUACCACGUCGAGCGCGUGCGCUCCGGGAAAUCAUUCGUGACCCGCACCGUCCAAGCCCGCCAGCGCGGCCGCGUCAUCUUCACCACCACGGUAAGCUUCGUGCGCCAGAAUAGCGGGGGCGAGAAACUGGUCCAGCAUGCGGUUUCCAAGCCGGACAUCCCAGGCCCGGUCGAAGGCAUGGAUGAUCUGGAUCAGGGUGGAGCUAUGGAGCGGCCAUUCCAGAGCCAGCGGGUCGAAAUAUACAACGACGAUAGCAGCGAGCCGCAUACCAAGAAAUGCCGGCAGUGGAUCAAGGCGCGCGGGACCAUCUCCCCUGCAGGAGGCCAUGAAGCACAUCUUGCAGCUCUGGCAUACAUGUCCGACAGCUACUUCGUCGGCACCAUUGCGCGCGUCCACAAACUCACGCGCUUCGCCCCCACCCGCAAGAGCAACGCCAAAUCCAGCAUCGACGAGGAAGUCUUGAAGAAGUUGCUCGCCAUGGACGACAAGGAUUUGAAGAGAGUCGGGUAUCUGGACCAGCACGACAUUGACCGCAUCCGGAAACUCAAAAACGGCGAACAGCUGCCUGAAGAGAAGGAAGAGGACGAGAAGCCCGAGAUUGGCAUGAUGGUGAGUUUGGAUCACGCAAUCUACUUCCACAACCCGCGCGAGUUCCGCGCCGACGAGUGGAUGUUUGCCGAGAUGGAGACGCCGUGGGCCGACGAUGGACGCGGUCUUGUGUUCCAGAAGAUUUUUUCAAAGAGCGGCGUGCUGAUCGCAACCUGUGUUCAAGAGGGCCUCGUGCGAUUGAAACAACCAAACGAAUCCACUCCUCCUCCUCCCACUACUACUACAAAGAGUAAACUGUAG